AUGAAGGUACUUUCGCUAUUAGCUUUGACCAGCAUCGCCAACAUUGUAUCAGCACAAAACUCAACAGCUUCUCUUCCAUCAUUAAAUAGCACACUCGCAAACAAUGGCACCCGGAGAGUACGAUAUGACACCGGAACGUACGGACCCGAAGUCGAGGAAGUCCAUUACUUCUACGAUCAAUGGCCAAUUGGUCUCGCAGUCUCGAGCACCGGUCGAAUCUUCACCUGCUACACACGCGGAUCAUACGCAUACACAUUAGGAGAGGUUGUCAACACAACAGCAGAAAGAGCGUACCCAUCACAGGAAUUGAAUACCCCACCAUCUGGGCUUUAUAGCACGAUCAAUGGCAUCCAAUUCGGGAGCAAUGAUCCAAACUACUUCAUCUCAGUCCAAGCUCUGUUCGUCACACCAGAUGAUACACUUUGGGUUCUCGAUACUGGUCGUCCUACGAUUAAUGCUUCCGAGGCUCCAAGCAUGCCAUAUGCCGUCCCCGGCGGUCCAAAACUCGUCUCGAUAAACCUCUCCAACGAUUCAAUCUCGCGAACGUACACGUUUCCGCCAGACGUCCAUUUCCCGGAUUCAUAUAUGAAUGAUCUUCGUUUCGAUAUGCGAGAGAACGUGACGGAGUCGGGUGGUGGAAUCGCAUACAUCGUGGAUUCGAGUAACGAAGGGAGAACUGGAUUUAUAAUGAUUAAUCUAGGCACGGGCGAGAGUUGGAGACAUUUGACGCAACAUCCAAGUACGUUGCGCGGAUACGCGGAUGUUCCUAGUUACCAAGGAAUUCCAUUUUAUUACCGCUCUUUGGGCAUGCCGGUUGGGUAUCAGCAAGAAGGGCUGGAUGGAGCGGAGUUGAGUCAAUAUGGCGAUGUCAUGUAUUACUCCCCACUGACAUCAAACUACCUCUACUCAAUUGAGACAUCCUACCUCCGCGACAGCCCUUCCAAUGGUAGCCUAGCCACUAUCCGCGCAUUCAACAACGUCAAGAAUCUUGGCCAGCGAGGCGGCGACGCAAAUGGCUUCUCCGGCGACAGUCUCGGAAACGUAUAUAUGCUCAUGCCUGAACAAAAUGCGAUUUACAUCUACAAUUCCACAACCCUAGAAACCGUCCCCUACGUCCGCGAUCCUCGGAUCCUCUGGCCCGACAGCGCGAACGCUGGGUUCGAUGGAUACUUGUAUUUCACGAUUAAUCAGUUGCCGUAUCAGGCGGAUUGGAAUUAUGGGGUUGAUCGGAGGGAAUAUCCGGGGUUGAUUCUGAGGAGUAGGAUGCCGGAUGGGGCGAGUAAGAAUUUGUUAUUGGGGAGUGGUGGUAGUGGGAGUGGGAAUGCGACGAGUGGUUAG
Molecule: messenger RNA, 1338 nt
Organism: Glarea lozoyensis ATCC 20868
Lineage: Eukaryota; Fungi; Ascomycota; Leotiomycetes; Helotiales; Helotiaceae
Product: NHL repeat-containing protein
Exons: 3
Coding region: 1-1338 (445 amino acids)
Source: RefSeq, a predicted model, not a curated record